Messenger RNA from Saccoglossus kowalevskii, 897 nucleotides. RefSeq lists its product as uncharacterized. NCBI's taxonomy places the organism in Eukaryota, Metazoa, Hemichordata, Enteropneusta, Harrimaniidae. The record is from RefSeq and is a predicted model, not a curated record.
CAGACCCGGAAAUGGAGUCGUCUGCUGUUACCAGAUACCAAGACAUGCAACUGACCUGCAUGGGUUUACUUGCUUUCACCCUUUAUUGCAACGAAAAUGAAACGCAGGACUUUCCUCCAGUGAUAAUGGACACCUUAACGGGAUUCCUAAAUCGCGGUUCAGGCACACCGAGGUCAGAGUUCAACAUGCCUAUUCAGUGCGAACCCGUGUCGUAUGCUAAUUUCGUAUUGAAACACUGUAAUAUAUUUAAAUCUUGCGAAAUUGUGGAAGAGACUGUAGACAUAUGGGAGAAAUUUGCAAAACCAGUCGAACUUUGGAUCACUGACAGAUGUUCAGACCAUCUAAACAGCAACUCUGAGUGGGACCUUCCUAUAGCACCACCGUGUAAUCUGGAUAAUAUCAAAUCACAGCUAAAAGAAAAACAUAACAGGACUUAUGAAGAAUUUCAUAAUUUUAAUUUUGACAUGGAUGAUAAGUUCCAGACCGGACUAAAGAGUAUUCUUCGCCACUCAUCUCCAGAUAAAACUAAAGAAGAAGCAAUACUGGAGGCAAAGAUAUUCUACUAUAACAGAUUUCAUCAGCAGGUUUCACUGGGAAACUAUAAAACUUGGCUUGAACAAAGAAAAAGUGAAACGCAGUCACAAUCAGCGCUUCAGACCAAGGAAACUAAGUAUACCCAUCAAGUAGAUGAAUAUACAGAUUCUGGAGCCAAUGGCACAACCGAUGCAGAUGCUGCAGGUCCACAGUAUCCUUCAUCUUUUUUUGAUUUGUUACAAAAGAUAGAAAAAGGAGAACCACUACCUGGAGUAGAGGAGUUGAAUAUUCAACCAACAAAUACACCAGCCACAGAAUCGUCAUUAGCAACCAAAAUGAAACCAUGGGAACAUUGAAUCGAGG